UGCCUUAAGCCGCGCCGCGCCCAACCCGCCCAACCCAGAGAUCAUCGUACUUCCAAGUUCCAACCUCACCUUGCCAUCUCUGCUUCCCUUUCCCGACUCCAAUCUCACAUCGAACUCAGAUCUUUCCUCAGGUCAUCGUCUCUUUCCCUGUUUCCUCCCCCACAAAGAUCCGUUCUCGGACCAAGAAGCCAAGAAACCUUGCUGCCAUGGCGGAGCCGGCCAAAAACGACGCCCACAUCGUGGAGAUCCCGGUCUCCGUCGACGGAGGCGAGGCGGAGGCAACCGGGUCCCUUGAGAAGGCGGCCGGGGCCCACCCGCUCGGGGAGAUCGCGACGAGCGCGGGCCACCUGCUCCUGCUCAAGCUGUGGCAGCGGGAGGAGGACCGCCUGGGCCGCCGCGCGUGCGCGCUGGAGGCGCGCAUGGACGCGGCGCGCCGGGACGCCUUCUACCUCUGCGCGGCGUUCCUCGCCUUCCACGGCCUGUCCCUCGCGGUCCUCUUCGCCGCGUCAGUGGCCACCGCCGCCACAUCGGCCGCCGCCGGCGGGGGCCGCCCGGCGAGCGCCGCGUGCAGGAGGUGGUGGGUGCCGUCGUCGCUGUCCCUGGCGGCCUCCCUCGCGCUCGCCGCGGCCGUGCAGCUGCGGGUCUGCGCCUACUGGCGCGCCGCGGCGCGGCUGCGCCGGGAACGCGGCGACGCGCGCGCGCUGGCGCGCGCCGUACAGGAGCUGCGCAUGAAGGGCGCCGCGUUUGACCUGUCCAAGGAGCCGCAGUACAGGGUGACGAGGGCCAAGUGCGCCAGCGUCGAGGGCGCCGGCGCGUGGGCGCCGCUCCGGUGGUGCCAGCAGAACGUCGUCACCACCUGCCUGCUCGCCGUCGCCGCCGCCGCGUUGCCCUCCGGCAAGUUCAUCCUCUGCGCAUAGGAUGGACAACGCCAAAGUGAAAGUGGUGAGGUCACCGGCUUCUUCAAAAACGGAAGUGGGGAACAGAGUGUUCGUCGCUGCAUCGGGGACAGAUCACUGCUUGUGCUCCCAUGCAAAAGAGACCGAGUCGAGGGAGAUGAUGCUACUGAUGCUAGGCUUAACAUCGCCCUGCCCUGAAAUGAUGAAGGGCACAUUCUUUGUAGUCAUUUUCACGGUAGCUAGAGCUUCAGUUGAUAUUCUGGCAUGAGAACGCUUAGUGUUCUUGUUUGGCGCCGUCUAUCAUGAGAUUUUUAUGCAUUUUCAGCCCAUUCAAAAUUUCAAAUACAUGCUCCAGUGAACUUGCUUGCAAA
Panicum virgatum (switchgrass) is the source of this 1267-nucleotide messenger RNA. RefSeq lists its product as uncharacterized. The record is from RefSeq and is a predicted model, not a curated record. NCBI's taxonomy places the organism in Eukaryota, Viridiplantae, Streptophyta, Magnoliopsida, Poales, Poaceae. Bases 207 to 917 code for a protein of 236 amino acids. The transcript has 2 exons.